Molecule: messenger RNA, 2097 nt
Organism: Pochonia chlamydosporia 170
Lineage: Eukaryota; Fungi; Ascomycota; Sordariomycetes; Hypocreales; Clavicipitaceae
Product: ribonuclease H-like protein
Exons: 2
Coding region: 1-2097 (698 amino acids)
Molecular function (GO): protein dimerization activity
Source: RefSeq, a predicted model, not a curated record
AUGCCUCAACAACGCCUGCAUUUUUUGCAAACGGCGCAACGGAGAGGUUCGCCAAUAUCCGACGACCUUUCGGGGCCUUCUAGCCAACAGCUACAUGACCCGGAGGAGAGCCAAACCUCUCAAUGUCAAUCGUCGCAACCUCGCACGGCAUCUGCGUCCUCUUGCGCGAAGCCAAGAACGUCGUGGGUCUUCUCUCAUAUGCCAGACGAGGAGACAGAGACUAGGUACUACAAUCAAAGGACUGGAAAAGAGGAAUGGCGCUGCAAGUACUGUGAGAAAACAUAUUCCUGUUCUGGUGGAACUGGAGCUCCGGCCAAGCACCUAACUGACCCUCCUCCUGACGGUCACGGUCUCCCAAAAGGCGCUCCACGGACAGCUAAAAUCAGAACCAUACAAACUAUUCUCGAACAAGCUCGUCUUACGGCUGAAGAAAAUGCCCGAAAACGUCGUCGGCUCAACGAUCAAUACGGAGACUCGAUCGACCCGGACCAGCUCGAAGUGUUGUACGUAAGGUUUAUUACCGCCUGUUCUCUUCCAUUUCGGCUUGUGGAAUGCCCAGAAUUCCGAGCCCUAUUGGCCUACAUCAAUGCCGACAUCGAUACUUGGCUUCCAGACACGCACCAAACUGUCAAGACCUGGAUUAUGCGGCAGUAUGAAGAUCAGAAGGAGAAGGUCAAGCAGCGCAUACAGUCCGCAAAGUCAAGGAUUCACAUCAGCUGCGACCUUUGGACUUCUCCCAACUCUUUGGCAAUCUUAGGCGUAGUUGCUCACUAUGUCACGGAAGACUGCAAGCUGGAACACCACACUUUGGCCUUAAAAGACAUCGACAGUGAGCAUGAUGGUUCUCACCUCGCCGCGGCAAUCAUGGAAGUGGUUGAAGACUGGGGUUUUGCUUCCAAACUUGGAUAUUUCGUGAUGGACAAUGCAAGCAAUAACGACACAAUGAUGAAGUCCCUUUCUCUUGCCCUUCUACGCCAAUUUGACAUUCAAUAUGAUUCCAAAUCUCACCGACUCCGCUGCCAAGGCCAUAUUAUUAACCUUGCCGCCAAAUCCUUCCUCUUCGUUACCGAUAAUGAGAAGCUCGACCACGAAGAUUCCGAUCUGCACAAUGUGACACUAAAGCAGAUUGAGACGUGGCGGCGAAAAGGUCCUCUUAAGCUUCACAACUUUGUCGUGUACAUUCAACGAAGUGUUCAGCGCAGCCAAAAGUUUAUGGCUAUUAGCCAUAACCGCAAGCUUGCGAGAGACAAUGACACAAGGUGGAGUUCGUGGUACACCAUGCUGCAAGCGGCCUUAAGUCUUAAGGACGCCGUUGACGGUUAUUUCAACAAAUGGAUGGAAGAAGACUGCGCUGGUGACGAGCUCUCUUCAGAAGACUGGAUCAUCCUAGAGAAGAUAAAAUUUUUCUUGGAGAAGCUCAAAAUGACGACCAAGGCUCUGGAAUCAUCAUUUGCAACUCUCGAUAAUGUCCUCUUGGCUAUGGACUUCGUGUUGGCACAAUUCGAAGCAGGAAAAGAGGCAUAUACUGAUGAUCCGAUUAUGGCACCAAUGUAUAACUCAGGCUGGGCGAAAUUGGAUAAGUACUAUCGCCUUACUGACGAAUCGCCUGCCUAUGUUGCAGCGAUUGUGCUCCACCCUUCGCAUAAGUGGCACUACAUACACGAGAACUGGAAGCCAGAGUGGGUUGAGUCGUCAAAGAAGUUGAUAGAGGCGCUGUGGGGUGAAUACAAACCCGUGGGAUCACCUCCUCUGUCCGAGGUCCCGCGGGCGACUACAAACGAGUUCUUGAAAUGGAGGAACAAACAUCUACAACCAGCACUUAUCACGGAUGAGUACGAGCAUUAUUGUAAGUCUGAACGGGUCUAUGGGUUCACAAGCGCCCUUACAUGGUGGUUAGAGGAGACGCAGCAGAAGACGUAUCCUAACUUUAGCAAAAUGGCUGUGGAUAUGCUGUCAAUCCCGGCAAUGUCUGCAGAGCCUGAAAGGCUCUUCUCUGGGGCAAAGAUAACCAUCACGGAUCGUCGAAACCGGAUGGGGAGCGAUGUAAUUGAAGCAUUAGAAUGUCUAAAGUCCUGGUUUGGGAUACGAGACUUUUAA